This is a messenger RNA of Episyrphus balteatus (marmalade hoverfly), 2645 nucleotides long. RefSeq names its product leupaxin (gene Pax). The coding region runs from base 586 to 2379 and encodes 597 amino acids. The transcript is spliced from 10 exons. Gene Ontology annotation, molecular function: actin binding; muscle alpha-actinin binding. Gene Ontology annotation, biological process: muscle structure development; positive regulation of integrin-mediated signaling pathway; actin cytoskeleton organization. Lineage: Eukaryota; Metazoa; Arthropoda; Insecta; Diptera; Syrphidae. Gene Ontology annotation, cellular component: cytoplasm; adherens junction; filamentous actin. The record is from RefSeq and is a predicted model, not a curated record.
GUUUCAUUUUGUUGUUUUAUUUGUUGUUGUUGUUGUUUUUUCUGUUAUCCCACAGAUUUAUAUGUCAUUCGUCCUCCGUUUAUGUCGCCUUCGUUUGUUUCUUGUUCUUAUACGUCACUGAUUUGCCAACCACAAGACGCGAAUUGCGAUUAUAGCUUGCUAGCAAAAUCAUCGCAAGAAAUUCAACUUGAUUUCUCAAGAAUUUUAACUAAUUUCUUCGAAUCGAAUCGAAAGAAAAAAAAAAACAAUAAUCAACCCCGCAGACGGAGACACAAUUUUUGUGUCCAAAUCAGCAGUGUUAAAAAUUCCACAUUUUUGCAUUCCGAUUCUUGCCUUACUUGCCGAUAGAAAGUGUUGAGUGUUUGUUCCUCCGCUUAGUAUAUAAAUAAAAUAAAAUUAGACGAAAAGUGUUGGAAGCUUAUAAAUCAGCUAAAAAAGAAAGAAAAAAAAAAAACCUCAAGAAAAGUGCAAACUAGUUUUGUGUGAUUUACCAGACCACACAACUUUGCCAAAAAAUACAAAGUUAAAAUCUAGCCCUUCUUCGUUUUUAGCAAAAGAAAGGAAAAAAUAAAAACUUCAGAAAUUAUGGAUGAUUUAGACGCUCUAUUAGCUGAUUUACAAAACAGCGUUCCAGGCCAACAUAAGUACCAGCCAAUGGCAUCAUCAACAAACUAUCAGCAGAAUUAUGGAGGUACUCCUGGUUAUGGAAGUGUACGACCGAAACAAACUUCAGUUUCUCCUAUUUAUCAAGAACACUAUACAAUGACUGAGACACGAAAAUCCGCUUCACCAGCAUUCAAUGGAAGUAGUGGUGCUGCUGCUGCACCACCAAAUCAAUAUCACCAUCAAUAUCACCAUCAAUAUCAACAUCAAGGUGCAACACCAAAAAUUCACAAUAAUGGUCUUUAUGGAACAGCAAAUCGAGGUGCUGCUUCAACUUCAGUUUCUAAUUCCAAAAAUAUAUGUGAAUUGGAUAAUCUUUUGCAUGACUUGAGUAAUGGAAGAUAUGAUAGUACUUUGGAGAGAAAAGAAGCUGCUAUGCCUGUUGCUUAUGGUAUAAGCCAGGUCAAACAACAACCAGGAAGUAAUUAUAGUACUCUAACUGGUACAACUAAAAGACCAACUGUUGAUAGUCUUUUAGAUGAAUUGACAAAUGCAUCUACUAACUCCAUUUAUGCUGUUCCAAAUGGCUCUGUUAAUACUGCUGCAAAAUCACCAACUCCUGGACGUCAUGUUACUAUCACUGUUAGAGAAACUACUACUGAAAAACUAACUGGCCCAGAGGGUGCACCAGUUGCUUCAUUAGAAGAACAAAUUGUUCAUAAAAAGGACUCUUAUGCACCACCACCGCAAAUGGGAGCGGCUGCAGCUCCACCAACGACUAUGUUUGCCUCUUCGGCCACUAAGGAAUUGGAUGAUCUUAUGGCUUCAUUGUCAGACUUUAAGGUCGCUUCAGGUUCAAAUCAUCAUCAAGCUGUUGUAACAGAUUACGCCAAACCAAACAAAGGCAUAUCCCAUCUAACUCAAACCGAAAUCACUGAAACUUCUACAAUCGUAGAAGAUCUUCACCACCAUCCAACACAUAUAGUUGGAGGCGAUAAUUUAGAAUCUAUGCUUGGUAGUUUACAAGCAAAUAUGUCUCGUCAAGGUGUCAAUACUGUGCAAAAAGGCUGUUGCAAUGCCUGUGAAAAACCAAUUGUUGGCCAAGUUAUAACUGCAUUGGGUAAAACUUGGCACCCAGAGCAUUUUACAUGCAAUCAUUGUAGCCAAGAAUUGGGUACACGUAAUUUCUUUGAACGUGAAGGCUUCCCAUACUGUGAACCGGAUUAUCAUAAUUUAUUUAGUCCACGUUGUGCCUAUUGUAAUGGUGCUAUUUUGGAUAAAUGUGUGACAGCAUUGGACAAGACCUGGCAUACAGAACAUUUCUUCUGUGCCCAAUGUGGUCAGCAAUUUGGUGAAGAUGGUUUCCAUGAGCGUGAUGGCAAGCCAUAUUGUCGUACUGACUACUAUGAAAUGUUUGCUCCCAAGUGCAAUGGAUGCAAUCGUGCAAUUAUGGAGAAUUACAUCUCAGCCUUGAACUCUCAAUGGCAUCCAGAUUGCUUUGUUUGCAGGGAUUGUCGUCGACCCUUCCAAGGUGGGUCAUUCUUUGACCAUGAAGGUCUUCCUUAUUGUGAGACUCAUUAUCAUGCGAAACGUGGUUCCCUUUGUGCUGGCUGCUCGAAACCAAUUACUGGACGUUGUAUUACUGCUAUGUUCAAGAAAUUCCAUCCAGAACACUUUGUGUGUGCCUUCUGUUUGAAACAACUGAAUAAGGGAACUUUCAAGGAACAAAAUGAAAAACCAUACUGCCAUGCAUGUUUUGAUAAAAUAUUUGGUUAAAAAAAUAAAAUUUCAAAAAAAAAAUAAAAUUAAAAAAAAAAUAAUAAUAAAAUAAAAAGAAUUUGAAAAAAAAAACUAAACUCAUAAAACUUGAUUACCUACUAAAAAAAAUAAUAACAAUAUUAAAAACCAUACAUAUUAUUCAAGUCAAAAAAAUAUAUAUACAUUUAUAAACAUUCAAUGUUAGUUGUUAGUCUUAAAAAAGGAAUAAUAAUAAAAAAAAAACUCAUGUUCUCUUUUUAUUUUAUUUGUAUAACAUAAUGAAC